Messenger RNA from Chrysoperla carnea, 1683 nucleotides. Its product is annotated as glutamate dehydrogenase, mitochondrial-like. The coding region runs from base 79 to 1671 and encodes 530 amino acids. The transcript has a single exon. Lineage: Eukaryota; Metazoa; Arthropoda; Insecta; Neuroptera; Chrysopidae. Gene Ontology annotation, cellular component: mitochondrion. Gene Ontology annotation, molecular function: L-glutamate dehydrogenase (NAD+) activity. Gene Ontology annotation, biological process: L-glutamate catabolic process. The record is from RefSeq and is a predicted model, not a curated record.
UUUUGCGUUAAAAUUGUGGGGAACCAGGUUGUGACAAAGAAUUAUUUAACACCAAAAUACUAUAUAAAAACGAAAAACAUGGUUUCAAAAAUAUUAUCAGUUAUGAGCGGACAAAUAAGUACACGAAAUUAUGGUGAUCAUCACAUUCCAGAACGGCUACAAGAUUUACCAACAAAAUCAAAUCCAGAGUUUUUUGAAAUGGUUGAGUACUAUUUUCACAAAGCACUUGUGGCAGCUGAAGAUAAAUUAAUUAGCGAAAUGCGUGAUAAAAUUCCUCUUGAAGGAAAGAAAAAAAAAUUCAAGGGAAUCACCAUGUUAAUGCAACCUUGUAGAACCAUUUUAGAAUUGAAUUUCCCUCUUCGUCGUGAUUCAGGUGAUUAUGAAAUCAUUCGAGGCUAUCGUGCUCAACAUAGUACACAUCGGUUGCCAGCCAAAGGUGGUAUGAGAUUUAGUCAAUUUGUUAAUCGCGUUGAGGUGAUGGCAUUAGCAGCGUUAAUGACAUUUAAGUGUUCUAGUGUGGAUGUACCUUUUGGAGGAGCUAAGGCUGGUAUUGUAAUUGAUCCAAAAUGUUAUUCAGUUCAUGAAUUAGAGCGAGUUACACGUAGAUUUGCUUUAGAGUUGGCUAAGAAGGGGUACUUAUCACCAGCCUUGGAUGUUCCCGCUCCUGAUAUGGGUACUGGUGAGCGAGAAAUGACCUGGUUGGCAGAUACUUAUGAGAAAACUGUAGGACAUGGAGAUAUUAAUGCUCAUGCUUGUUGCACCGGUAAACCAAUAAAUCAAGGUGGUAUCCACGGUAGAACUGCGGCCACUGGCCGUGGAGUUUUUAACGGGACGACAUUGUUUCUUGAAAAUGAAAAAUAUAUGAAUGAAAUAGGUUUAUCACCUGGUUGGGCUGGUAAAACUUUUAUUGUGCAAGGAUUUGGUAAUGUAGGAUAUCACGGAGCUCGAUACUUUUGUCGUGCUGGAGCUAAGUUGGUAGGUGUAUUAGGUAGAGACGUUGGAAUUUAUUCGAAGGACGGUAUCGAUCCUAUAAAACUGGAUGAGUAUAAAUUUUCCAAUGGCACCAUAAAAGGUUUUCCAGGAACAGAAGAAACUGGUGGGGAUUUAAUGUUCAGAGAGUGUGAUAUAUUCAUGCCAGCAGCUACUGAAUUGGUUAUUACUAAAGAAAAUGCAGCUAAACUUCAGUGUAAAAUGAUUGUGGAAGCUGCUAAUGGCCCCACAACACCAGCUGCUGAUGCAAUUUUAAUAGAAAGAAAAAUUUUAACAAUACCCGAUUUAUACAUAAAUGCAGGCGGUGUUACGGUUUCAUUCUUUGAAUGGUUAAAAAAUUUAAAUCAUGUUUCGUAUGGACGUUUAACAUUUAAAUAUGAAAAGGAUACGAACUUUUGCCUGUUAGAUUCAGUACAAAAAUCCAUUGAGAAGCGAUUUUGUAAAGAGGGAGUAGGUUCAGUUCCAAUUACCCCAACGAAUGAAUUCGAAGCCCGGAUUGCUGGUGCAUCUGAACGAGAUAUUGUUCAUUCUGGUUUGGCUUACACAAUGGAACGUGCCGGUAAAGCUCUUAUUAAAACGGCAGAAGACUUAAAUUUGUGUUUAGAUUUACGAACAGCUGCGUACGUUAAUUCAAUUUCAAAAAUUUUCGCAACAUAUUCAGAAGCCGGAUUAGUAUUUUAAAGUGAACCUUCA